UACCGAAUUGGUAGGCGAUUAGCAGCUAGCCUCUAAUAUAAAAACAAAGGUAGAGGUUUGAUAGCGCCUGGGAGAGUGAAACCAAAGAGUGAAGCAGAACCCGUCCCUUGCGCCGUUCUGUCAUCAUGGGUAAUUUUCUCUCCAUUUUCUCACCCUGCAAACUCUUUAUGCUGUUUUUCUUUUCUCAGGUAUUUCCAGGGAUUCUAUGCACAAGAGACGUUCCACAGGUGGCUAGCAGAAGGCUUGGAGGAAGAAACGAAAGCAUGAACUCGGCCGCCAGCCAGGAAAUACAAAGCUAUCAAGCAACAAAACUGUCAGGAGAAUCCGUGUUAGAGGAGGCAACGUGAAGUGGAGAGCGUUGAGAUUGGAUACAGGCAACUAUUCAUGGGGUAGUUUAUCCGUAACCCGUAAGACUCGUAUUCUCGAUGUCGUAUAUAACGCCUCGAACAAUGAGCUUGUUCGCACACAGACUCUGGUAAAGAGUGCCAUUAUUCAAGUUGAUGCGGCUCCGUUUAAGCAAUGGUACCUUCAGCACUACGGCAUUGACAUUGGGAGGAAGAAGAAGAUGGCCUCUAAGAAGGAAGCUACUGAGGAACCAGAAGGGGCUGCCGAGGAAACCAAGAGGAGUAAGCAUGUGGCAAGGAAGCUUGAGAAACGCCAAAAAGAUCGCAAAUAACUUGAUCCUCACGUUGAAGAACAAUUUGGUGGUGGUAGAUUGUUGGCAUGCAUAUCUUCCAGGCCUGGUCAAUGUGGCAGAGCUGAUGGGUACAUAUUGGAAGGUAAAGAAUUGGAGUUCUAUAUGAAGAAAAUGUAUAAGAAGAAGGGCAAGGGUGCGGGAGCUGCUUAGAUGAAUUAAUUUGGCGUUUUUGUUUUUUCAAUUAAAAGUUUGGUGAGAAUAAAAUAGAAAUAGUUUUUAUAUAAUUUUAUUUGGUUGAAUUAAUGGUAUUCAAUUGUUUUUUUAGUAUGGAAAAAGUUUUUAGUUGUUUUUUUAGUAUGAAUACAGUAUAUGUGUAGAUGAUUGAGUCUGAUCAUGUGUACAAGUUUUAGUUUAGUUAGUUUUAAUUUGUUGGCUUUAGUUUGGAUUGUACCAGUUUUUAAUCUGUUUGUACUUUAAUAA
Gossypium arboreum is the source of this 1117-nucleotide messenger RNA. RefSeq lists its product as uncharacterized. The coding region runs from base 501 to 803 and encodes 100 amino acids. Lineage: Eukaryota; Viridiplantae; Streptophyta; Magnoliopsida; Malvales; Malvaceae. The transcript has 4 exons. The record is from RefSeq and is a predicted model, not a curated record.